Molecule: messenger RNA, 2282 nt
Organism: Spea bombifrons (plains spadefoot toad)
Lineage: Eukaryota; Metazoa; Chordata; Amphibia; Anura; Pelobatidae
Gene: PODN
Product: podocan
Exons: 11
Coding region: 196-1992 (598 amino acids)
Molecular function (GO): protein binding
Source: RefSeq, a predicted model, not a curated record
CUCCCCUCCCGGCUUCCUGACAAUCUCCCAAAAGCCUGACAUCUGCCAGGGGAGGCCGGACAUCCCCCGCUCCCACAUCUGGGCUGGAUCCUGUUUACUGGGAGGCUGCAGACCGAGGGCUCCCUGUCAUGGCAUGAGGAGAUCCGGCAUCUGCUGCUGCCUGCCCUGCAUCUGUGUCUGCGAGGUGAGGGAGAAAUGUGGCCCCUUGUCCAGGUCCUCGUUUAUCUGUUGAUGUCCUCCCAUGGGAUUCAUGGACAGGAGGAGGAGGAAAAAGAAUACGAUUAUAUUUUAGAGAUCGAUCCAGAAGAGGAUGCUGAUGAUGUUGUUGACAAGCGUGUUGAAGAAACCAAACCAAAGCUCACCUGUCCUAAAGAUUGCACCUGUACCCAAGAAGGAGUAGUAGAUUGCGCUGGAGUAGACCUGAAAGAGUUUCCAGUUGACCUUCCUGAAUUUACCAACCAUCUUUCCCUGCAGAAUAACCAAAUUCAAGAAAUACCCCCCGAAGAUCUCAUUAGACUUUACAAACUGGAGACCCUCAACCUGCAGAAUAACCGUCUGGCAUCACGAGGUAUCCCUGAUGACCUGUUUGAGCAGUUGGAGAGCCUUAGUUAUCUGUACCUUGCAAACAAUAAGCUGACGCUGGCCCCCAGGUUCCUCCCAAGCUCUCUGAUCAGCGCUGAUUUUGCAGCCAAUUAUAUCACUAAAAUCUAUGAUAUGACAUUUGGACAUAAACCAAAUUUACGGUCGGUGUAUCUGCAUAACAACAAGCUGACCGACGCUGGCUUACCUGGCAAUAUGUUUAACAGCUCAGACAACGUGGAGAUUCUUAUAAUGUCCAGCAACUUCCUGAAGUAUGUUCCACAGAACCUGCCCCCCGCGCUAUACAAACUGCAUCUCAAGAAUAACAAGCUAGAGAAGAUCCCACCGGGGGCAUUCAGUCACCUGUCUGAUUUACGAGAGCUGUAUCUGCAGAACAACCUCAUCACCAAUGAAGGAAUGGACAAUGAGACAUUUACGAAAUUGAACAAGCUGGAAUACCUAGAUCUAUCAAGUAAUAAUCUCAUGCACAUUCCAAGUGGAUUGCCACGAAACAUUGUUAUACUCCAUCUGGAAAAAAAUAACAUCAGGUCAAUUUCCAAUGAUGUCCUGACCCAGAUAAGAAAUCUUGAGUACCUUCUUCUUCACAAUAAUAAACUCAGGGCUCGAGGAAUUCAUCCAGAUGCCUUCUCGGGCCUAAAGAAGUUGCAUACUGUGCAUAUGUACAAUAACAUGCUUGAGAAGGUGCCGGCAGGACUCCCUCGGAGGGUUAAGACCCUGAUGCUUCUUCACAAUCAGAUCUCCAGCAUUUCCAAGAAUGAUUUUGCCACCACGUAUUUCUUAGAAGACCUGAACCUCAGCUACAACAAGAUUAUGAGCAGCACAGUCCACCGGGAUGCUUUCCGAAAACUAAGGCUCCUCAAGACGCUAGAGCUAUCGGGCAACAGCCUGAAGUCUGUGCCACAUGGACUCCCAAAAAACUUAGAGAUUCUGAAGUUGAAGGAGAAUGAAAUCAGCACAAUUCCUCACGAUACCCUGGCUGGAAUGACAAAGUUGAAGGAGCUUUAUCUGAGCAACAAUAAACUUAAGAUCAACUCUAUCUAUACGGGAGCCUGGGCAGAACUCAGUAGUCUCCAGUUGCUUGACCUGUCAGGAAAUCAGCUGUCGUACGUUCCACCCGAUCUCCCCGAGAGCCUCGAAUACCUGUACCUUCAGAACAACCGGAUUGUCACGGUGUCCGACAAUGCCUUCGAAUCCACCCCUAACAUAAAGAGGAUCUUCCUCAGGUUUAACCUGCUCACUCCUGGGACAGUAAAAGAGACUGCCUUCCAUGGUUUAGACAAACUGCAAGUCCUGGACAUUGAGAGUCAUCUGUCCUUGCGCAAGGUGACCAAAAAGAAGGAAAUGGAAAAAGAGAGAGAAGAAGAGGAAGAAGAAGAAUACAGGAAAAGAUAAAACCUUUAACUCCAACAGGUUGCUCCUAAUGCGGAGAGAGACCUAUGAGGAACGUGAGGAGACACCAUCUAUCGCACCGUCCUCGCUCUGCAGGAGGACCUGCCUUGUGUCAGUUUCGUGCCUUACUUUGCUUUGCUGUAAACAACGGUUGCCUCUGGAGGUGAAAGCAUUAAAAAGCUUAAGAAUUCACUUAGAAGUUCUGAGCAGCUCAGAAUGGACCUUGCAAAAGCUGGCUUUUGUUGUGUUUUUAUAAUCUGUUUCAGAUUUACAAAUAAAUGAGUAGAUUAAAA